GCCAAAACUGUUCCGCCUCUCGUUUCAUGGCCACCGUGUUCGCGUCCAUUUCCAGCUGCGCUUCUCUUUCUUCCCCAUUCCAUGGUGGAAUCCCUCCUACCGAUGCCACCUUUGAUCCGCGAACUGUCACCUUUCGUUCUCUGAUCCCGGUCGCCGGGCUUCCUCCUCCCGCCCCACAUGUAAAAUGGAGGAUCUCGAGGUGGAACGGAGAUCGCUCUUAUCAAAUCUGCGCAUUCUCCGUUUCUCCUCUGUGGUCCUUGGUCUCUGCAACGUGGCGAUUAUCCUCACGGCCGGCGUGCUGGUGGGUUCGCUCCAUCCCGGCUGUUCCGGCGCCGACCGGCUUGCGCUUGCCAUCAUCUCGCUUGUCGCGGUCGUUCGGAUCGUUUACAUGGUCGCAGCAGGGAAGGCGCAGCAGGACACGGCGGAGUCCAUUGUCAGAAAUGUUCUGGAAGGUCCCGUCGAUGUCGAUUCCUUGAUCCGCUACGAGAGACGGAUGAGAUACAAGAAAUGGUUAUGGUGGACCCGGUUCGGCAUGCUGGUCACUGCACUGCAAUUUCUAGUAGCGCUUUUUCUCCUCUGUGUCUUUGCUAAAGACUUCUCCACGGGCACCAAUGCAAAUAAUAAUUGCUUGAGUGGACUCAAAGAUACAGCAUGGAAGAAAAUAUUGUUCAUUUCUUUUCUUAUUCUUGUUUGGCUGGUGGUUAUCAUUCAGUGUUCCACUGGUUCUGAUGUAUUAAAAUGGAGAUCCUUUUAUGCAACCCAUGAUGCCGCAUGGAAAGCUCAUUACCGUGAAGUUUUUGACCAUGGUAUUCGAGAAGUAUUAUGUUGCCUAGGGCGUGCAAAAUACCUGAGUGUCUUGGAAGAAGAUGAAGUUUAUUCUGUUGCAAGAUUAUUAGGUGAUCUGGUAGCAUACCGGGCAUCAGGAACAGGGCAUUUGGAGUUGUUAGCAGGACUUGCAUUACUGCAGAAGCAUAAACCAGCUUCUUUGCCACCCACCAACUUUGUUGAGGCACCUGAUGUUCAUCUUCAUGAGGCUGCUGCUCUCCAUCAGUUUGCUGAAGCCUCAUAUACAGGACCACUUCUUGAUUUUGGAAGAAAUCCUAUCCUCUUUCCAUGCGCCUGGCUGCACAGACAAGGAGUUUUAUGCCCAUGGGCCCGUACUAGGCGACCUAAACUUGAAGGUGAUAACUGGUGGCGAGGUCAUGCAGCAGCCUUUCUAAAGUAUGUUAACAUGCCACCAGAAGCUCUUCGUCGUGGGCGUGUUAAUCAGACAAAGUGUGAGGCUGCUUAUUUUGUUAUUGUUAUACACAACCUUAAAUCUAUAGUUAUUUCAGUACGUGGGACAGAGACUCCUGAAGAUCUUUUAACAGAUGGUUUAUGUAGAAACUGCACACUUUCAACAGAUGACUUGGAUGGAAUAAUUAAUAGCGACCAACUUCCUGAAAAUAUCAAGGAAAGUGUUCUCUCAUCAUUCCCACAUUAUGGUCAUUCAGGGAUAGUUGAGUGUGCACGAGAACUUUUCAUGCAGAUUGAUGGGCAACCUCAUGAAAAAGAUGACUUGCCAUCCAAGCAAUCUGGAUUCCUUGCUUCUUUGGUGGGAGUAGGAUGUGAAUGCUAUGGAUACAAAAUUCGUAUUGUAGGGCAUUCAUUAGGAGGUUCUGUUGCAGCAGUACUAGGACUGAGAUUAUUUGCUCGAUAUCCAAACUUGCAUGUGUAUUCAUAUGGACCGCUUCCUUGUGUUGAUUCAGUUGUAGCCGAGGCGUGUUCAAAAUUUGUUACUUGCAUAGUAUACAAUGAUGAAUUUUCUGCACGGCUUUCUGUCAAUUCCAUCCUCAGACUUCGUGCUGCUGCCAUUGGUGCUAUUUCAACUGAUUCUUUAACCAAUUCAGGGAUGAUUCCAAAGAUUGUCAGCAGAAUUCUUCCUUUGAAGAGGUUACAUGACGAUGAGAAAGAGGGAAUUGCUCCUGCUCCAGUUCCUGGGGAAGGCACUAUUGCAGUAAUUGAUAGUAAGCCUAAAAAGAAUCAUUUGAAGUAUACUAUCAAAGGCAGUGUUUUUCUUUGUAGUCAAGCAGUUUCUUGUGUGGUGGAUAUGCCUAUGCCUAAUCACGGUCCUAGAUCCCAUUUUAUUAAUGGUAACAAAACAUCUCCAAGAACAUCACAGAUAAAUGGCGCACCUACUGAAGAACUAGAGCUUAUUGUUACAGGGAACAGUCAUACUGAUCAACAGCUAUAUCAUGAUGGAACUUAUAUCUUUGAUGAAUCAUCUUCUGAAUUUCCUCGGGAGGGCAAUCACUCUCAUUUGAGUGCAGAAGUUCCAUUUGAGAGUCCUGAAAAUUUGUUUCACUGUGGUGAUCGAUCAUCUUCAUUCAUGGGUGACCAAGUAUCCUGUGUCCAGAACAUGGAGGAAAAAUAUGUUGAGGUCUAUAUACCAGGUCUCGUUAUUCAUAUAAUCCGAAUUCGGAAAAACACUUCACCCAUGUGGAAAAGCUGGAUAACUACUGAUGCUGAGUAUGACUAUAAGGCUUUUCUUGCAAACAGGGAAAGUUUCAAGGAUAUUGUUGUCUCACCCUAUAUGUUCCUGGAUCAUCUACCGUGGAGGUGUCAUUAUGCAAUCCAGAAAGCUCUGGGAACUUGCAAAUAUAACAGUCAGGAUGCUAAUGAUCUGUCUAACGAGGAGAAUGAAGUAUAACCACUGUUUAAUCUAAUUAUGCUGCUUUACUGAGUUAUAUUAGCACAAUAUAACUAUUGACACGACCUCAGCUGAGAACUUGCAAGCCACAUGUGAUGUUGACACCAUCGUCUUAAACUUCAAUUGAAGAAACAAUGCCUACUUUUGCAGUUGCUUCUGAUGCCGCCAUGCCAAAUGGCUUGUUCUGGACAUGCUCUUUCUUUCUGUUGUGAUUCAGCACGUAUUAUAAAGCCAUAACGCCGGCCCUCAAUUUGUUUUUUACUGAACCUAAGCAGAGCUUGUUUCUGAUAUCUUCCUCUUUUCCAAUGUAAAAGGAGGUAAUUUCAGAAAGCAAAAGAAGGUAUGCAUCCUUCUGUGUAUAUUAUGAUGUAUAUUCUUACUUAUUCUUCAACAGCAUUUCUUUUCCCCAGUCAACUUGUACUGAGGUAUAGUUCAGCGACGUGGUUAACUGGUUACUAGGAGAUAUCUUAUGUCAGUAAACUUGUAUAAUGGUGCAGCUCAGCAAUGAAACGACCAUAAAGGAAAUAUUCACCUCUUUUAAUGUACUUGUUGGCUGCAGAAUCGGUAAUCCUAAAGAGUCUAUAACUUUGCUGGGAGUUCCUCGAUGUUAACAUCGUCAGAUCUGUCCAUGUAUGGUGAUUGUUACAGAGCUUUUGACAGAACAAAGUAACACUUUUUGGCUGCUGAAAUACUUCAGAUCUGUCCAUUCAAAUUUAGUUUUUAAAUACUUUUCUUGGGAAAUAGAUAGUGAAUCGGUUUACUGGCAUUGA
This is a messenger RNA of Zingiber officinale, 3459 nucleotides long. RefSeq lists its product as uncharacterized. NCBI's taxonomy places the organism in Eukaryota, Viridiplantae, Streptophyta, Magnoliopsida, Zingiberales, Zingiberaceae. The transcript is spliced from 13 exons. Gene Ontology annotation, biological process: lipid metabolic process. The record is from RefSeq and is a predicted model, not a curated record. Bases 185 to 2689 code for a protein of 834 amino acids.